Molecule: messenger RNA, 1611 nt
Organism: Dicrocoelium dendriticum
Lineage: Eukaryota; Metazoa; Platyhelminthes; Trematoda; Plagiorchiida; Dicrocoeliidae
Source: the annotation of a GenBank genome assembly
AUGUCGAGUUUCUUGGAUUCUGAUGAUUGUGGUGAUGUUAAUGAUGAUGGUGAUGAUGAUGACGAUGAUGCUGAUGCUGAUGAUGAUGAUGAUGAUGAUGAUGAUGAUGAUGAUGAUGAUGAUGAUGAUGAUGAUGAUGAUGAUGAUGAUGAUGAUGAUGAUGAUGAUGAUGAUGAUGAUGAUGAUGAUGAUGAUGAUGAUGAUGAUGAUGAUGAUGAUGAUGAUGAUGAUGAUGAUGAUGAUGAUGAUGAUGAUGAUGAUGAUGAUGAUGAUGAUGAUGAUGAUGAUGAUGAUGAUGAUGAUGAUGAUGAUGAUGAUGAUGAUGAUGAUGAUGAUGAUGAUGAUGAUGAUGAUGAUGAUGAUGAUGAUGAUGAUGAUGAUGAUGAUGAUGAUGAUGAUGAUGAUGAUGAUGAUGAUGAUGAUGAUGAUGAUGAUGAUGAUGAUGAUGAUGAUGAUGAUGAUGAUGAUGAUGAUGAUGAUGAUGAUGAUGAUGAUGAUGAUGAUGAUGAUGAUGAUGAUGAUGAUGAUGAUGAUGAUGAUGAUGAUGAUGAUGAUGAUGAUGAUGAUGAUGAUGAUGAUGAUGAUGAUGAUGAUGAUGAUGAUGAUGAUGAUGAUGAUGAUGAUGAUGAUGAUGAUGAUGAUGAUGAUGAUGAUGAUGAUGAUGAUGAUGAUGAUGAUGAUGAUGAUGAUGAUGAUGAUGAUGAUGAUGAUGAUGAUGAUGAUGAUGAUGAUGAUGAUGAUGAUGAUGAUGAUGAUGAUGAUGAUGAUGAUGAUGAUGAUGAUGAUGAUGAUGAUGAUGAUGAUGAUGAUGAUGAUGAUGAUGAUGAUGAUGAUGAUGAUGAUGAUGAUGAUGAUGAUGAUGAUGAUGAUGAUGAUGAUGAUGAUGAUGAUGAUGAUGAUGAUGAUGAUGAUGAUGAUGAUGAUGAUGAUGAUGAUGAUGAUGAUGAUGAUGAUGAUGAUGAUGAUGAUGAUGAUGAUGAUGAUGAUGAUGAUGAUGAUGAUGAUGAUGAUGAUGAUGAUGAUGAUGAUGAUGAUGAUGAUGAUGAUGAUGAUGAUGAUGAUGAUGAUGAUGAUGAUGAUGAUGAUGAUGAUGAUGAUGAUGAUGAUGAUGAUGAUGAUGAUGAUGAUGAUGAUGAUGAUGAUGAUGAUGAUGAUGAUGAUGAUGAUGAUGAUGAUGAUGAUGAUGAUGAUGAUGAUGAUGAUGAUGAUGAUGAUGAUGAUGAUGAUGAUGAUGAUGAUGAUGAUGAUGAUGAUGAUGAUGAUGAUGAUGAUGAUGAUGAUGAUGAUGAUGAUGAUGAUGAUGAUGAUGAUGAUGAUGAUGAUGAUGAUGAUGAUGAUGAUGAUGAUGAUGAUGAUGAUGAUGAUGAUGAUGAUGAUGAUGAUGAUGAUGAUGAUGAUGAUGAUGAUGAUGAUGAUGAUGAUGAUGAUGAUGAUGAUGAUGAUGAUGAUGAUGAUGAUGAUGAUGAUGAUGAUGAUGAUGAUGAUGAUGAUGAUGAUGAUGAUGAUGAUGAUGAUGAUGAUGAUGAUGAUGAUGAUGAUGAUGAUGAUGAUGAUGAUGAUGAUGAUGAUGAUGAUGAUGAUGAUGAUGAUGAUGAUGAUGAUGAGAACUGA